Onthophagus taurus is the source of this 782-nucleotide messenger RNA. It is a transcript of the gene Ssk, whose product is annotated as smooth septate junction protein snakeskin. The record is from RefSeq and is a predicted model, not a curated record. Gene Ontology annotation, biological process: septate junction assembly. Gene Ontology annotation, cellular component: plasma membrane. Lineage: Eukaryota; Metazoa; Arthropoda; Insecta; Coleoptera; Scarabaeidae.
AGAAGGGGAUUAUUUCAACAUAUCUGGGCAAAUAUCAGCUUGAUAAGAGAACUGAUAAGAGAAUGAAGGUGGAUUUUGAGCCAGUUUUACACACCUGUUUACACCACGAACUAAACGAAUAGUACGAAUUCUUUAAAUACAUCAAAUUAAUUAAUUUUAAUUAUUAUUAAUUUCGAAAUUAUUUGGUUGAAGUGAAAAAUUAAGUGGAAAAAUGACGAAUAUCGCAACUGUUGGUUCUAUUAUCAUUAAAGUUUUAAAGCUGGUGCUAAAUUUGAUCAUUUUGGUUCUUUAUCGAACUGGUUAUGGCGGGCAAUUUUUGGGGGUUGGAGGCACAUGGAAUUUGAAUGAGGAAAAAAACCCCGAUACUGAAAUCGUAGCUUCAGGAGUUUUUGUUGGUUUCUUUAUUUAUACAGCCGUUUCAUUGUUUAGUUAUUGCUUUGCAACGGGUGACCACAAACACACUUUCGUUGAUAUCGUUAUGAAUAUCGUGGGGAUUUUCAUGUGGCUCGCGGUGGGGAGUGCUGCUUUACAUUAUUGGCAUGGUUAUAUGGCCGAACAUAGGUUCUUGUAUGUUUCGACAGAACGACAAGUUGGGUUAGCUUUGGGUUCUCUCUGCAUAAUCAUGGGGGCGAUUUAUAUCUUAGACAGUGUUUUAUCAUCGAUUCAUUAUUUCAAAACCAAAAUGAUGAGCGAUUAAAAUUAAGAUAUAGUGCUGCUCACAAAACAGCUAAUUACUUAUAUUUUAAAUUAAUAUUAAAACUUAAUUAGGUGUGUAUAGAAGU